Messenger RNA from Lingula anatina, 1170 nucleotides. RefSeq lists its product as uncharacterized. The record is from RefSeq and is a predicted model, not a curated record. Lineage: Eukaryota; Metazoa; Brachiopoda; Lingulata; Lingulida; Lingulidae.
AAUGACGUAGGUAAUUUGCAUAAUCAGGAGGAUAGGUAUUAAGACGCACAUCAUGCAUUUCAGGCAGACGUUUAUGACAUUCAAGAUGAAUACUGCAAAGAUUUCCACGUUGGUUUUCCUGUUUGCUGUGGUCGGACAAGGCGAAAGUGUUAGAAGAGCGCCGCCUGGUCCCCCGCCAUGCCCUCUUCAGCCACCCAAGGUAUGGGUGUUUGAAAUGCCAAUCUAUCCCCCUCCGCUGUCAUACCUAAAUUCCUCUGGAGAAUUUACGGGGCUUUACCGUGAACUUCUGCAGGCAGUUUGCGAAAUAGCUGAAAAGGAAUGUGAUUACACAACAAUACCGGUGCAGAAAUGUAUGGAAGCUGGCCCUAAUGGAGAAAAUAUAGCCGGGGAAGGUGUGAUGGGGGAAUGGUUUGACGGCUGUUUUGGCUUUGGAAUCACCACAGAACGCCAACAACAGGUGGAGUUCUCCAAUCCGUUCUCACCACUGAAAUCCAACAUGAUGGUCCUGCCAAGCAGUCCUUUGGUUGAAACACAGAACGUGACUGGGAAGAUAGUCGCGUUUGCUGGGGGCCAGUUGUCUUCACCCCAGUGCCUCAUAAACCAUGGCGUGACGGGUUUUGAGGCAAUCUUCGUAAAUGGACACGCUGCAGGGAUGGAGGCCCUUGAAAGUGGUGAAGCAGAUGCUUUAUUCAACAGUAACAACGCACUGAACACAGCUAGUGCAGAACUCGUCAUCAUCAACCCAGCCGGAGCAGGCACCGAUCCCGACAUGCAGUGCAUUUCCGGUACAGCCCUUAUGACCAAGAAAGGCAGCGAGGCCAUUGAUUGGUGGAAUGAGGCGUUGGAGACGUACAAGGCAUCCGGGGCGUUCUUAAGUUUGUGUGAGAAGUACCUGGAAAUUGGGCGUCAGAUGUACUUCGACAAGAUCGGGAGCUAUCCCGAGGGAGCCACUGUUGACGAUAUUUGUCUUCUCGACUAACUGGCCAUUUAACUGAUGAUCUGACAGUGAAAGACACUUCAGAAACUUUAAACAAUAGAAAACUAACAAUCAGACAGAAAUAUUAAACGUUGACUUUUAUGCUGAAAAGAACGUGCAUGUACAUGUAUCUUAUCCUUGUCUUUUUAAAGGGAGUAUAAAUGUAGCAAAUAAAACAGGCUUUGUUGACCCAC